AUGAUUGCGGACCACGAAGCCAUGGAUACGAAUUUUGAGAAGCCGGGCGCGCAGUCGCAAUUCAGGCAACGCCUUGACGCUCAGAUCGAUUCAAAAUGGGCAGAUCUGAUCCUUCUGGGUUGCUUCUUCUGUUCUGGACUUGUCGACAGUAUGGCCUUCAAUAUGUACGCUUGCUUUGUUAGUAUGCAGACUGGUAACACAAUCUUUGUCGGAUUAGGUGUAAACGGACAACCUGACUCGGCGCCUCGAUACUCCUGGGCAAAGUCUCUGACAGCGAUAGUUUGUUUCGCGUUGGGCGCACUAUUCUUCUCGACCUUCCAUCGAUUUUUCGGGCCUCAAAAACGAUGGGUGCUGAUCUCGUCCUUCGCCAUUCAGGCUCUCCUGGUCGCUGUAGUCGCUAUCAUCACCACGAUUCCAGUUAUACCAAACCAUCCACCAGUUGUCAUCACCCGGAACGAUUCUGAGUUCCUGACAUUUACGAUGCCCAGCACCUUUCCCGGAUCCGACUUCGCUGCGAUCACCAUCUUGGCUUUCCAGAGCGCCGGUCAAAUCGUAGCCAGUCGCGCUCUGAAAUACAACGCAAUGCCAACUGUGGUAUUGACGAGUCUGUACUGCGAUCUUAUGAGUGACGCCCAAUUAUUCACAGCGCCGUUGGGCCAGAAUGCAGAUAGAAAUCGCCGCUUCCUGGGAGCGGUACUUCUCCUGGCUGGUGCUAUCUCAGGUGCCUUCUUGACGAAGUCCGACGCUGGUUUUAAGGGUGGUCUCUGGAUUGCUGUCUUUAUCAAGACUACAAUGGCUGUGGCGUGGUUCUUCUGGAAGCAGAAAAAGGUUGUUGUAAAAGAGUGA
Ascochyta rabiei is the source of this 846-nucleotide messenger RNA. RefSeq lists its product as uncharacterized. The coding region runs from base 1 to 846 and encodes 281 amino acids. The record is from RefSeq and is a predicted model, not a curated record. NCBI's taxonomy places the organism in Eukaryota, Fungi, Ascomycota, Dothideomycetes, Pleosporales, Didymellaceae. The transcript is spliced from 2 exons.